Molecule: messenger RNA, 4380 nt
Organism: Homalodisca vitripennis (glassy-winged sharpshooter)
Lineage: Eukaryota; Metazoa; Arthropoda; Insecta; Hemiptera; Cicadellidae
Product: mpv17-like protein 2
Exons: 5
Coding region: 348-1070 (240 amino acids)
Biological process (GO): mitochondrial ribosome assembly
Cellular component (GO): cytoplasm; membrane
Source: RefSeq, a predicted model, not a curated record
CUGACAUUUUUUUAUUUCAGUUGAGGGUGAAGGAGAUCGUCUGCUGUGAUUGUGAUAGUGAUGGUUAAGGUUAUGUUGUGAAGUAUCAAUUUAUUUCGUCUACAUUUUUAUCGUCUAAAAUGUGGAUUAGUUAUCAAAGAAGUAUAAUUAAAUAGCUUAGCUAGAUGUAGAGUUGCCAAACAUAUUGUGACAUUACUGUACUAGGAUUUCAAGUGGUCAACCUCUUAACCUUGAGCCCCUAUGUCUUAUAACAGCAUCUCAAAAUUAUGUUGUCAGAUAGUCGAUAUUUUUACCUGUAUCAAUAUUAAAAGUGGUGUGCAUAAAAUUUUAAAUUAAUCCUUGUAACAAUGUUGAAACUCAGUAGUAACCUAAAAGUAGUUGUGUUCAGAUAUUUUCAUACGCUUAAAAAAAAUAAAGUGACAGUUACAAGACAAUUACAUGAUUUUACCCAUAAAAAGCUAUUGGGCAAGUAUUUGUUCUUAACAAAUACAAUCAGUAGUGGUAUUUUGAUGGCAGUGGGUGAUGGUGUUCAACAACAAAUCGAGUUCUACAGAAAUGUCCAUAAAAGUGAAAAAUAUGACUGGAUAAGAACAAUGAACAUGGCGAUCGUUGGUUUGGCAUUGGGUUCAGCUCAACACUUUUUCUACAGAUACAUAGAUCAAAUUUUACCCAAACGCACAUUUCAGUCAGUCUGCCGAAAGAUAUUUUUGGAUCAAAUAAUUGCUUCUCCUUGUGCAAUAUUCAUAUUUUUCUACGGCCUUGGAUUGCUAGAGGAUGGUAACUUUGCAGGUGCACAUUCAGAAAUGAAGCACAAAUUCUUUACAAUUUACGUGAUGGACUGGAUGGUCUGGCCUCCCACGCAGUAUCUCAACUUUGCCUACUUGUCUGCUAAGUACCGAGUUGUUUACAUAAAUUUUGUCACCAUGCUGUACGAUGUUUUCCUCUCUUACGUGAAAUACACUAAGGAGUUCCACUUGUCACAGCUGGUCUCCUUCCCCGACUGGAUGGUGAAAUGUGCCACACGUCCUCUGGCGCUCACAGAAGCAGCGUUUCAUGCCCACCAUCCCUGAACCGUGGAGAUUCAUAGAGUUGAUGGGCUAAGCUUUGUGAAGUCUCAAUCAAGUCUUUCAUUAUUCGGCUAUGACCCUUUAGCUUUUACACAUAAUACAGGUUUUAUUUUAAUUUUUCGAAUUUAAUAAAUGAUAAUUAUUAGCUUUGUACUUUGUUGCAUAGUAGUUUCUAGACAACUCAGUUGUUUGCUGUGUCCAAUUAGUAUUAGAAUAGAUUUUAUUGUGUUCUAAUACCAUUAGUAAAUAUAAUUAAUGGCAGUGCCAAAUAUUUUUUUAAAAACUUUUCUUCAAUUAUAAUGUGGAGUUGGUUACCAAUAAAAAGUUUUAGUUUAAUAUUAUUAUCAAUUACAAGUUCAGAGCUUGUAACAAAUCAGUUGUUUUUCGAUAUUUUGAAAAAAAUUAUUGUUAUAUAAAUGGAAAGGGUUGUAGUUACAACCAUCUUUUAAUCUCAGUUGAAAUAACAUCCAAUAGUUUUUACUUAUAUAUGUAAAUAAAAGUAGAGUUUGGGACAUGAGUCUCUAAACAAUUGUUAUCUAGUUUUAUUUAUUAAUUUUAAUGUUUUUUCACUACCUAAAUAAAGAACUUCUCUAUUUUAACAAAGCACAUUAAUUUGUAGUAUUUCUACCAAAUAUAUUUAAUUUAAACAUUAAUUUAACUGAAAAAAUUGGACUAAUCAUUUUUCUAUUAGUGUCUUGUAGUAUACAUGAUCUGAUUGCCUAAUGGUUGAUUUUAGUUAAUUGUGUUAAGACAGUUUUUCUUAACAUUCAGUCUAUAUGAGCUAUUUAUUUAUUAUGAGCUAUUACUACUACAAUAUGGAAUACAUUAUCACUAAGUUUUAUAUCAAAGACAUAAAAAGAUUAGUUUUAAUCAAUUCAAGUUUAGAGUGAUACAAAGCACUUACAAAUUGGAAUACGGUACAUAAUUUAAAAAUACCAUCCAUUUUUAAAUUUCAAAAGAAAAUGCUACUUAACGCUCCUUUCAACUUUAUUGUGUUAGUUUUAGAUCUUGAUGUGAUUAUGGCUACAAUAUAAUUUAUUUACAGUAAUAAAAGUUUUAGAUUGUGUUUGGGAGGCAGAAUUCAAAGAAUUUUGCCAUGUCUACUGUUCCGAAUUUAAGAACAAUAUGUUCUUAACUUGUACUUAAAAACGCAUGGAUUGUCAUAAUUUGUUCUCAGUAAUUGCAGCAUAAGAAGUGUAGUGGUAUAAUAUUUAUCUGUACCAACACAAUCAAUACUAAAAAGCUACCACUUGACCUGUUUAGCAGUGCGUAAUAUCUUAAAUAUAAGUACAUUACACUAAGGACAUGAUUUUGUGAACUUGAUGGGAUCAAGCCUGUUUUGUCAAUGUAGGACAAGGCGGACCACCAUUAAAACUUACUUCAUGUUGGUAUUUACAUCUAAAAACUAAUGAAAUUACAUAUUGUGUAUACAGUUACAGAGAGGGACACAUACGUGUGGUUACAGAAAGGGUCAGCGAUCGCUACUUAUAUCUUUAUAAUGUAACCAAUUUCUAACAAAAAGCAAGCUGAUAUUACCGAGACAUUACUAAGACUAACUUUUUUAUGUAGGAAAGUUGACAAAACAACACAAUUUUUUUUAACUUAACAAUAUUUAAAUUAAUAAUCGUACAAGAUUUAAACAGAACAAGUUUAAAUAAAUUUUUCCUUAAAAAGUCCUGUAAACACAAUCUUUUAAAUUCGUGGAGGGAAACAUUGUCUGGCCUAAUGACGUUCACAGUUGUAAACAAAGGUUCACAAAAGACAUUCUCUAGUUAUUCAGUAUGAUUAUCAUGUUAUAGUAAUGUAUAAAACAAUUCAUACUCUAAAUUUAGUUGAGUUACUUCGGUAUAAAAUAGAUUUGUACUAAUAACAGAUGAAUUACAGAACAAAUGGAAUGUUAUAAUGUACUUCAGUAAAUGUGCAACUUUGGAGAACUGCAUUCUGUACUGUGUAACUUCAUGUUUACAAAAAAAUUGAUGAGACAAGAACAACAGAAUACAAACAAUAACAUUUAUACUAGGAAGAAAAUCUAUAUACAGUUUUUAAUGCCAUGUAUAAAUCAGCCAUUUGGUUUGUACUCAUAGUGCAUACAAUUUUGUUCUAAAAUGUAUUUAAGACUGCAAGAGCUGUAAGUAAACCAUAACAAAAAUAAACAGGUGAUUCCAUACAUAAUAAAUCCUGUUUUUUUAAACAUGUUUAGGAUUUUGGUAUUGAUUAAAUAAUUUUAUUUGCUGUACCAUUUCAAAAGUCAUACCUUAAAAAGUGUAUACCUUAUUGGAUGUGCUACAGGGUGGAAUGUGACUCACUUUUGCAAAGUAGGUUUAUCAACUGAUUAUUGUUGAACUAAGAUUGCAUUAUUGUUUACCGAUAAGAUAAGUUAGAUUCGGAGUUAGUAAUAGUUCACCACUAACUUCAACUUGAUGUAACUAGAGGUCAGUAGUAAAUUUGUGUAAUCCCGGACCGCAAUUAUGUUGACUCUAUUAUGUAUAUAUUCUCUAGAUUCAGUUUUAUAACACAUUAUCUUCAUAAACUUAUCUUCAGUACACAACAAAUAAUUAAACUCAUUUAAUGUGUUAGACGGUGUGUUGACAAUAAGAUGUUUAAUAAUUUGUAAUUGUUAAGUCAAAUGAAUAUAUAGGUAUGUGCCUGAUGAUAUAAUCUCAUUAUAAUGUACCGUAUAUACAAUCUCAAUAUGUUAAGUUUGUUGAUUAAUUGUUGAUUGUUGAUUAAAUAAUCAUGAAGGAUUACUUUAAAUAUGUUUAGUUAUUACAUUAUUCAAAUUUGUAAUUAAAAAUUUAUACAGUAAUAUUGGAACUAUGAUUGAACUGUGUUUUACAAAGAAAGUCCAAUUUAUUUUUGUCAUUACAUUUUGAAUAUUAAACAGUUAUUUUAUAGUGUUUUUUUAUAUAAAGUUUUACAAACCAAUUUUACAGUUAACAAUAAAUAACUUUAUGCCUUGAAUAUAGCAAGUAAUUUUUAAAUAAAUAAUCAAACUUAGAUCGAACUAGUUAUAUUACUGUUUAAACUAGUCAUUGAAAUGCAUCUUUCAAUUUGCAAGUUAGUUGUAUUGCUGAAGAAUAGUGGCAUUUAUUACAUUAACCCAAGGUGUUAUUUGUUUGUUAUGCUUGUUUGUGUUGUCACUUUUUGUAGUUAUUUAACUAGUUGAUAUUUUACUUGUUUAUUAUCUAUGUCUAUUAAUAUUUCUAGAUACCACACAGAAAAUGUCAGUAUUGUAUUUUGUUAUUCAUAUUUGUUUCUAUAAGAUACCUGAUUAUCCAGUUCCUGAAUAAAACAGUUUUAUGACAAUCUAAAA